This is a messenger RNA of Symbiodinium sp. CCMP2456, 1278 nucleotides long. The record is from the annotation of a GenBank genome assembly. NCBI's taxonomy places the organism in Eukaryota, Dinophyceae, Suessiales, Symbiodiniaceae.
AUGGGGAGCACAAUGGGCAGAGCCAUCUUGAGUGCGUGCCUUCUUCCGCUGUGCGUGCUGCACUUGCAGGGUUGUGGCAAGCCGAAAGAAGCCUGCAUAAAGGGCGACAAGGCUUGCAAGGAGCUGCAAGAGCUUCUUCGUGAGACCGACCUCGACUGUCCCAAGCAUCCGGACAGUCGAUUUAUCGGACCUCCCCGACUGACGGUCGUGGGGGAGACCUGUAGCGCCGUGGAGUUCCUGUACAAAGGUGGCUUGCCGAUAGUGUACACCUACGCUCGGCAAGCAAAGGAUUCCGAGUUUACUGACGAGUGGGGUGGCGGUUUGCCGCCACUGGACCUUUCAGACCGAGCUGCUGCUGGGGGCGAGGAGCUGUGGAAUAACGUUCCUUUUGAUCCGAAGAUCCGGCGGUAUCGCACCAUGAUGUACAAAUUGCCGCCGCACAAGGCCUUCGAGGUCAAGUUGAGUGACAAAGACGAUGCACCCUUCGAAGGCUUCAAUUUCAGUUGUCCGUCAAAGCCACGGAUUUCUGACGCCGUACCUUUCAAGCCUCAAAGACCAUAUGACUUGAAGCUGCACCGCACGGAUCCCCGGAUUAACAAGAAGAACGACGAGGAUUCGGUUUGCAUUGACCUGCACUGGGCCCAUCCUCACACGGAGCUCAACCUAUUGCCGGACGACACCUAUUUCCGGAUAUUCACGACUUACGACGAAGAAGACGCCGUCUUGUUUUGCGAAGACACGGUCGGUGCACGGAAUCGUACAUGUGGGGUCCCCAUGCGGACUGCCACCUCCCAGUCGAGCCUCAGCUUCGCUACAAUAUGUGGCUUGUGGCCGAAGAGGCGAGUCGUCUUCACGGUUGAGGCUUUCAGCUGCGACGGUGAGUCUGUGUCCACGAACAUGACGGCCAUGACGCCUCCUGGGGCACCAACCUUCACCGCAGCUUUGGUGACACAUCCUGCAAGCCAGGCGAGUUCCGCCGGGUUUUGGCCGAAAGCCAUAAUCGACUGGAUCCCUCAGUAUGAUGAGCUGAUAAUAGGUCAUGCCAUCUACCUGGCGCUGAAGGGCGUUGGCGCAAUGAAACUGUUGUGCUGGAUGCCUUUCCACAAAGCCGGAAAGGGGUACCUCGAGCUGCCUAUAGCGCACAAGAAUCACACUCAUUCGCGGGAUGCUGCCACGCUGCGUGAUUACGACCAGAGGUAUCACGUUCAUCAGGAGCAGCAGAUCCUUGUUGCCACCAGAUCAGCUGCCUCCUCAGAAGUCACAAACUCCUUUGAGUAA